This is a messenger RNA of Verruconis gallopava, 309 nucleotides long. RefSeq lists its product as uncharacterized. The transcript has 2 exons. Lineage: Eukaryota; Fungi; Ascomycota; Dothideomycetes; Venturiales; Sympoventuriaceae. The record is from RefSeq and is a predicted model, not a curated record. The coding region runs from base 1 to 309 and encodes 102 amino acids.
AUGUGCGUCCUCUACGGCACACGCUACACACAAUGUGGCGACCACACGGAAAUCGAGCGUGUCAACUAUUGCAAGCAUGCAGACCGCAAAACAUGGACCUGUCCAUACAAUCAUCAGAUCAUUGCCAAGUCAGACCGCAUCUGUCCCAAGCAUAAUCGCAGCCUCAGCGACUCGGUACACAAUCUGUUCCAUAAGAUGGAGUUCUACAGCGAUGAGACAUACACGCCUACUCCUGGUGCUUCAGUCACGGGCGGAAGCACGCCAAUCUCUGAGGCAAGUGACAAAUCAAUGGAUGCCAUGGAGAUGUGA